Messenger RNA from Coffea eugenioides, 1668 nucleotides. Its product is annotated as phosphatidylinositol 4-kinase gamma 1-like. The transcript has a single exon. Bases 1 to 1668 code for a protein of 555 amino acids. NCBI's taxonomy places the organism in Eukaryota, Viridiplantae, Streptophyta, Magnoliopsida, Gentianales, Rubiaceae. The record is from RefSeq and is a predicted model, not a curated record.
AUGGCUGUUGCAGUUGAUCAAAACCAUGUCUUCAAGCCAUUUCGCCGACCUCCAAGAUGUAAACUCCCAUCUUACCCUCAAAUUGACUACGCUAUGUUGGAAUCUAAGAAUACAAGUCUCGUGAAAUCAAUCAAGGAUGCCUUUGACUUCAACUCCAUCCACAAAAGCUUCUCCACCCCAUGCCUGUCUAUUUCCACUAUGGUGGAGGAAGAGUUUGAUUCAAAUUCAAGGAUUGAAAUUAUUGCAGGAAAUGGAGCUCCCAGGGUACGUGCUCUAGUAGUGGAGGUCGCGAUAGCUAUGGCCUCUGGUGUUAAUCCCGAGCCGGUGUCAACUGGACUUGGGGGUGCCUACUUUAUUAGGUCUAGAAAUGGUGAUACUAUAGCUGUUGCAAAACCUGUAGAUGAGGAACCUUUAGCCUUGAAUAAUCCUAAAGGCUUUGCAGGUCGGAUGUUAGGCCAACCUGGCAUGAAGCGCUCCAUCAGGGUAGGUGAAACAGGCAUCCGUGAAUUGGCUGCUUAUCUUCUUGAUCAUGGUGGCUUUGCUGGUGUCCCUCCAACCGCACUAGUUAAGAUGUCUCAAGUCAAGUUUAACGUAAAUGGUCCAGAUUCGAUCUUAACUCCACCUUAUAAGAUUGCCUCAAUUCAGCGGUUUGUGGAUCAUGAUUCUGAUGCAGGGGAUUUAGGCCCUUCUGGCUUCUCUGUCAGCUCUGUUCAUCAUAUAGGAAUAUUGGAUAUAAGACUGCUUAAUCUUGAUAGGCAUGCUGGGAACAUUUUGGUGAGGAAAGGGCAAGAGGCUUAUUCUGGUGGAGUAGCUGAGCUUGUGCCCAUAGAUCAUGGAUUCUGUUUACCUGAAUUACUUGAUGAUCCAUAUUUUGAAUGGUUGCAUUGGCCACAGGCCUUAGUACCAUUUUCAGAAUCUGAAAUAGAGUAUAUAUCCAGCCUUGAUCCAUUCAAAGAUGCAGAACUUCUGAAAACCACGAUUCCAUCAAUUAGGGAGUCAUCCAUUCAGAUUCUUGUGCUGUGUACCAUAUUCUUGAAGCAGGCUGCUGAUUCUGGAAUGUGCCUUGCUGAUAUUGGUGAAAUGCUGACUCGAGAGUUUAAUGGAGGGGAAGAAAAUUGGAGUGCAUUUGAGAAUCUCUGUAUGGAUGCGAAGAGUAGCCUGUGUGGAAGAAUAACCUCUGAUAAUGGUGAUCAGGUUGAAGAAGACAAUGAAGUUUUCCAAUUCGAUGAUAAAAAAGAUGGCUCCUCAGAUUUUCCUGAAUCGUUAGAAAGCUCCCCUAAGCCAGGUAAGCCAGCAAAAAUACUAAGGUUUUUGUCCGAAAGGUUAGUAACCAAAUUAAGUGACUCAGAAUUGCUCCUUUCAAAAGAGGAAGACAGCCACCAAAACGAUGACAAUGAUAAUGAUUACCACAACAUCGUGGAAGAGAGUGGAACAGAAAAUGGUUAUGCUGCUUCUGAACACAAGUUAGGCGGGGUAUUCAUGAGGAGCAUGAGUUUUGCAGGACUCAAUCACAGCAAUGAUAAUGGAGGAAUUUCUUUUGGAGAGAUGAGUAAUGAAGAAUGGGAGUUAUUCUUGGAGAAUUUUCAGAAGCUUUUGCCGGAGUUUUUGGAGGCAAGAAAGUGCAUGUGCUUGUCAAAGCAAAGGUUAGGAACUUCUUGUGAGUUCUGA